Molecule: messenger RNA, 750 nt
Organism: Penicillium manginii
Lineage: Eukaryota; Fungi; Ascomycota; Eurotiomycetes; Eurotiales; Aspergillaceae
Product: Fig1 domain-containing protein
Exons: 2
Biological process (GO): conjugation with cellular fusion
Cellular component (GO): membrane; mating projection tip
Source: RefSeq, a predicted model, not a curated record
UUUUUGGAGGUUGGAUGCACGUCCGCCAACCUAAGUAAUAUUUACUUAUUAUCAUUGAAACAAAACACUGCAAUUCCUCCGUUGGCGAAGGAUUCGACCCUUGUGGAUACAACAAUUGCACACUAUAUUCGAAAUUCAUCGUUAUCACAUAAUGGAACGAGUUUGGAGGUGCGUGUAGGAUAUAGGGGAAUGUGCAUGAUACAGAACAGUGAGGUCAAAACUUGCUCUACUAGUGCAAGGAGCCUGGCACGUAUACUCCAAACCAGCCCAAUUGCUGAGAGCAUCACAAACUAUGCGGAAUCACCCGACCCAUUUAAUCUGGUAUACAUUGCUAAGAAGUUUCAAGCGGAGGUUGUUUUUGAUGGAUUGAUAUUCCUGAGCCUCGCCUUGGUGUUCAUUUGUUUUCUAAUUAUGGGGACAUUUCCUGGCUGGCAUGAGGAGCAAGACGAGGUUGAAGACACAAUCGAAGUCAAACCAUUUCCGGUUCGUCGAACGGCCAAUGCUGCUGUUACGAGUAUCCUUGCAGGGUCCAUUUUCGCAUUCAUUUCCAUCUUGUGGCAACAUCUCAAUACGAGUGCCACAGCCUCAAUGAUCGAGACUCUUUCUUAUGGAGGGGUUACUUGUCAUGUGGGCCCGGCGGCAAUGUCACUUGCUUGGAUUGCAGUUGCUUUGAUCAUGAUUACUGGUCUGGGGUUGAGUGUGAUGAUGAUGAGCAUAAGUUUGAUUCGGAGACUCACCGAGGAAGACUAG